AGGACAUAUAGUCAGUAAAUAACGCAUCGGGACAUACUGUGUUACAGAGGAUAUGUUUCCAGUCAGCUAAUUUUACCCUACAGGCAAUGAUGUGCUUCGGAGGAGCCCUGAGCUACCUUUUCAUUAGCUAUUGCAUCACUGACACACACUGAACAGGCUAGAAGACAUAUGUAAGUGAGACUAAAGUUUAUCGACAUUAAACCGGUUUGACGUGGAGUUACGUUAGUUAGCUCUCUAAGCUAAGACCGUUGUCACAUUUCAUUGAAUGGGAAGCCUGACAGCAGCUGCUAUGUUGGGCAGGACGGUCCUGAGCAGAGGCGUCACUGCCCAGCUUAGUAAGAACGUCACUUUCUAUGUGAACGAAUUAGCACCUCCAGUCUCAGGAUGUCAGACCAAAGUUCUGGAAGACCAUAAACCCCUCAUGCUGAUGCUGCCGUGGCUGGGUGCGCGUCCUCAAGCCCUGGUGAAAUAUUGUGAGAUCUACUUUCGCACCGGCUUUGAUGUGCUUGUAAUAGAGAGUGAGGUGCAAGAGUUCCUGUGGCCUCGUUGGGGUCUGGAUCAUGGAAAGAGGUUGCUCGACCUGCUCCAUAGUGAGCCCUUUGUGUCCCGCCCACUGUUUGUCCAUGCCUUCUCUAUCGGUGGCUACACAUUUGCUAAUCUGCUGAUACAUGUGUCCCAGGACACACAGAGAUAUCAGGCGCUCACACAGAGGAUCAGAGGCCAAGUCUAUGAUAGCCUGGUGGUGGGCUCUGUGGAGCAGAUGUCCACAGGUCUAGCUAAGACUGUAUUGCCACGUUGGGAGACCCUGAUAAAACAUGUGAGCCUGUUCUACUUUAACAUCUUCAAACGGCAGACAGUGGACUACUUUAACAAAGGCAUUGACGUGUUUUGGAACAGUCCCAUCACUGCUCCCGCGCUCUUCUUUUUUUGCGAGAAUGAUUUGUUGAGCAACCCACGAGUGAUGGAGGAAGUGAUUGAUCAUUGGCUGAAACGCGGGGUGGAAGUCACAACAAAGAAAUGGGAGGAUUCAACACAUGCAGGUCACAUAAAGAGGCACCCAGAGGAGUACCUGAGCACCCUAAACAUGUUCCUCCACUCUCUCCAUUUUGCCCCGCUGAAGGCUAAAAUGUAAGACCAAAAAACAGUCCUAUUAACUUGACUUUGCUUGUUUUCUGUUUUUCUGUAAAAUGUUUGUUAGACUAUAAUGUGUUACUACAGCACUGAGGAUUAACUAAGAAAAAGAAACUUUAGGAAGACUGGUAGAGGACGAUGGGAUCCCUCUUCCAGCACGGACAGGCGUGCAAUAGAUGUCGUAAAUAACAAAUGAAAUACUGCACGGCAAAAAGA
Messenger RNA from Plectropomus leopardus (leopard coralgrouper), 1347 nucleotides. RefSeq lists its product as uncharacterized. Lineage: Eukaryota; Metazoa; Chordata; Actinopteri; Perciformes; Serranidae. Gene Ontology annotation, molecular function: serine hydrolase activity. The record is from RefSeq and is a predicted model, not a curated record.